CUACAGCAAGAAGGUGGAGUAUCUUUACACACUGGUGUACCAAGCCCUCGAUUUUAUCUCCAAUAAGAAGCGUGAGAAACAGCCCACGUCCGUCGGUGCGGAUGGGAACGACGGGGAUGUCAGCGCCGGGCCAGGAGCAGCAGCGGAAGAAGAAGAGUUCCUCUCCUUGGACGACAUCCAGCAGGCCAGCAGAGCCAACAUGGACCUGAGAGACGACCAACAACAGAACACGGUGGCUGUUGUGCCCUUGACCCCAAUGGCUCUGGUUCCUCCCGAAGAGUUGGACAAGAAAGACAACCCCCUCUUUAGCCGGAAGGGAGAGCUGCUGGCCAGCCGGAAGGACUUCCGUAUGAACACCUGCACCCCCCACCACAGCGGGCUCUUCAUGCUGGAGCUGGCAGGCCUCUCGCCCACCCAGUGCCACGCAGGCAGGGACGGCGGUUGGGGCCGCGACCACCCCACCGGGACCCAGAGCCUGGUUCCAACAGCUGGCUCCGUACCCAUGGAGGUCAGCGCGUGCGAGACCCCAGUUCUUGCUCUGGACUUCUCCGGAGAAGGAACAGGAGCAGCGAACCCCGCGGAUGACCAUGAAGAGGGCGGUGAGGACCUCCUGGCAGACAUCCUGGAGGAGGGCCCCUCCAACGGAGCAGAGGAGCACACGGCACACCAGACGAGCGCCCCCCGGAGCAAAGGCUACGCCUUGCGGGAGAGAUUCCCUGCCCUGGAGGCUAAUCCCCAACACCAGGACACGUGGGACCCCUGGCAAGGCCUCGACCCCUUCAGCUCCUCGGAAAACAAACCCUUUAAGAAAGGAAGACCCUUCACCCUGCCCCGCGGCCUGGAAGAUUCGUCCGGCGGCAAACGCAAGAGACGGCCCUCCGCGCUGCAGGAUUUUGUGUCGUGGUUUUCGUCCUCCGAGCCCACCCAACCCGGCAGCCAGAGAAGCCGCAGGAAAGACCCCAUGUUCCCUGACCUGGAGAUUCUGUAUUGGAAGAACGCCAAGGAACGUCUGGUGGCCCAGAGGAAAUUGCAGAAGAGGAUGGCUCCGCAUGUGGGGAUGCAGUUCCCAGAGCUUGGCGCCCUGGAGAUGGACCGGGAGGAGAAGGAGGAGGAGGAGGAGGAGGACUUGGAUGCUGCAGCUGCCGACGAUGGAGCAGAGGACUUUGUGGCAGAUGAGGAGAUCCCCCCGUUGGAAGAGGUGCCAGGUGGCGUGGCAG
This is a messenger RNA of Notechis scutatus (mainland tiger snake), 1217 nucleotides long. NCBI's taxonomy places the organism in Eukaryota, Metazoa, Chordata, Lepidosauria, Squamata, Elapidae. The record is from RefSeq and is a predicted model, not a curated record.